ACGUUGUUACCUGAGCAUGCCCUCCCUUUGUAAACAAUGCCGUAUCAUCAGAUUAAACGCCCCUUGUAUGGAUUAGCAUACACGUCGUUAUUGCUCAAUCGCAUGUCUGAAAGUCCAUAUCAACUUUUCUGUCCUGUGUCUUGGGUGAGCAUCUGUGCAGUACAAGACAAAACUGGGGCUGCUUAUUCAAGCGCCAGUCCAGGAUAAAUGGCUCAAAGGGGAGAUAACUCUCAAGAUGAACUGGAAUAUUUUUCAGCAGAGGAGUCAGUGAGCCUGACAGACUCCAGUGAGUAUGUUGAAUUCCAGGAUCUCAGUGUGGGCACCACAGAUGCCCGGCAGCCAGGGACCACGAUGGAGGAGAACUCCCCCACCAUCCACAUCACACCCUCAACUGACUCACAGUCAGAGCGUCAUUACAAUGAACGGAAACAAGGCCGUAGCAAGAAACAAAAAAGACGAUGGAGAAAUAAACUGAAGAGCUUACAGCCGACAUUUGAUUUUCCAUUCCAAAAUAUUGAUAUCAUUGACAAUGACUUUUUUGAAUUUCUGGGUAUUUCAAAUAAAAUUUCAAGGUCACAUGUUCGAAAUAUCCCAACCUUGUUUAAUCUUUGUCUAGAUGCUUUGACAAUCAAGCAAUCAUUUUCAAAAUUAUCUAAAAUGUGCUAUGUCUCCCCUGCGAUGAAGGAUGUGUUAUGUUAUAAACAGGCAGAUCUGGCGCUUAUGAAUAUCCAACAAUCAUGGCUGCUUCAACUGUUGUAUUACUUUGAACAUACUGAUGAGGAGUUGGAAAUAUCUGAUAUUGGGAGGAACAUGGCGUGCAGGAACAUCUGGAACAGCAGAGGUUUUGAUUCCGAACUUAUAUCAUCCUAUGACUGGCUUGGAGAACCAGAUUCAUCAGUAUUGCUCUUCACAAAUCAGUGCUAUCAAGUUCAGACGAGUAUGGUUUUCCUUAACCCCCCUGCCUUUGUAUCAGUGGUGGCGAGUGUGAUAGAGAGUAUGCUACCUGAGCAUAUUUCUGUCGGCCGUCUCAGUCAAUCGUCCCAAAACUGCAGAUCGGAGUCCCAGCUCCUCCAGAAAACCACUGAUACCAUGGUCUCCUCUGUCAGGGACAAAUUCAGGAAACGGUACCCCAAGAUUUACAAGUACUUGUUUGAUAGAGCACUUCCCUAUGUGUUCUGGGCUCGAGGGAACAUCAGCCUUGCUGCGGAAUGUUUCAUGAGGCUUGCACAGACCAUGGAGGAAGAGCCGUACAAAGCCAUGAUCUUGAAUGAGGCUGCCAGGCUGUAUGCUCAGAAUGAUGAGUCAUCUAGAGCCUACCGUCUUUACAUGGAGUCACCGAGGGCAGUAGAUGGAGACACCAGCACCCACAGCCUCGAUCUCAUACUGCAGAAAUAUAUGCUGAUGGCUAGCAUCUACGACCAGGGCCCGAUGACCCCAGCAAAGGCAGUGUUAGCAGCCGAGACCUGGAACACUGCCAUGGCCUAUCUGGAUGCUUCCUGUCCCAUGAUCUCCGCCACUCGAGCUGUGGAAUCAUUCCUGUGUUUCCACAGUGGAACAGCAGUGGAGAGUGUUCAGGAUCGUCUGGAGGGGUGUGUGAAGCUGAUAGAGAGACUGGUGGGGUCUUGUGAGGUCUUGCUGCUCCAUCUGUCCCUGGUGAAGGCCCUGCUUGGAGAUGACAAGGGAUCAACAAAGGUGUACAAGUCAUUGAUUAGCAGUUUUUCAUCAAGAAGAGACAAUCCUAACCCAUGGCAACCAGUUCUUGACCAAGUUAAGAAUUGUGACAUCCCAAAUAUCAUGAAGGUCAUAUGGAGGACACAGCUCAGCCAUCUUCGGAUUGUCAGAGACAAGUACUGCUUUGAGGGGGACUACCAAUCCAUGGCAGACCUCAACCUGAGACUGACAGAUGCUGGCUUCCUGACGGCUGAUCUGCAGAUGGUGCUGCCCCCUAUCAGAGCCCUCAACCUGGAUCCUUACACAGGUUUCAACUUUCACACCCCGAGGCAGACACAUGCAUGGCAUUCAAUCUCUGAAAUAUGUCCUCAAGGCAUUUGUUAUUUGAGAGGCCUGUACCUGGUUCCCACCCUGAGUGAACUGUACCGUGAUGAGACAGGGAACACAGUACACUUCUUGGCUCCCUAUGCAUAUGAAACGUCUGCCUUCAAACGAUGGAAGACAGAGACUAAGCCAGUCAAAUUAUUCUGGACAGGGGCCAAUGGACAGAGGGCAAAUGUCAACCUUUCAAAACUAGUGAAACAGUUGCUGAAGCAGAAAACUACUUUUGAAAUAUUUUCUGACCCUGACAGACCCAAAAAAUGGAAGGAAGAUAUGUUGGUUACAACUGAGUACUGUUUGGCCAGGGGGUAUAACCCAAACCUUUCUACUGUGACCUUUGUCUAUUGCUACCUCUGGGACAAGGUUGUGGCAUCUUCUCAGUACAUAGACCGGUACGGGGAACUGUCGAAGCCUGAGAAGAGAAAGGCUGCAGAAGUCCCUGAAUUCUCUCGUCAGCCUCAUAUGUUCAUGGCCAUGCUGACAGAAUAUUACUCCUUCAAGGACACGCUCUAUCUGAGUCUUUCUGUUGAGGGUGAAAACAAGAAUAUUCUGGUUUUUGUAGACUGUACCAACGAGGCCACCUUCCUGGAGCCUGUCCUGACAAUGGACUAUCAUGGAUGGAAGUCUGCAGUGGAUGACCCAUCCAUGUCCAGUAUACAGGUUCUGAAGGCUGUCAAGAAACACAGACAGUUUCCUCAAGAUGAGAUCAUGUGGCGCAUUGGGAGGACAAGCCCAAGUGAUACCAGUGCAUGUAUUGUCGUAUACGGCAAAGGUGGCAGGAUACUGAAGACCUUCUCCCAUCAUAGCAUGCCAACUCCAUAUGUGCUGGGGAAGAAACUAUAUGGCAUCACACCAGACCAAAAAAGCAUAAUAUGCAACCCUAUCACUGCAGAUGAAAUUUUGAGUGAAGAAUUUCCAGCAAUAACAACUCUCCUGUUUGGAGGAAACAAGAUCAUGGUUGUAACAAACAGCGCCAUCUACUUCCUGCAUCCUGACACACUACAAACCCUGAAUAUUACCAGGCAACAAGACAGCAGCAGCCUGGAGGUGAGUGAGGAUGGCCGCUACAUCAGCUUCCUGCCAGGAUCUCUAGCCAGGAUCCUAGAGCAGAAAAAACUGGAGGAGAAAACCAGACUUGCAGUCGGCAUCGGUGCCACACUGAUGUUUGUGGAUGUCACAGAUAAUGCUGUAGAGGUUGGCAUGGACCUUUUGGUUCCUGGAGUUCCAACAGAGGUCUACACCAUCAGUGCUCAUGCUGGGUUUCUGGUGACAUUUAAAAUACAACUUGAUGCAAUAGAACUGCAGAGGGAGCAUGUGUUCCACUAUGACAGCCACGGGAAGAUCCUAGGGGUGCUGCCCUUCCUUGGACCAGGACCAAGAUGUUUCUGUGUGGAGUACUUGAAGGGUCAAGAGGACGAGGCAAACACAGAUUCUGAAUGUGGCAGGAGGGGUUGGCACGUCUUUAUGAGGGACGGCCAUCAGGGAAUUAUAGGUGUACGCCUGUGAAUAACAGGAACUGUCACAGACUGGUCAUGAGGGAAUUAUAGGUGUACGCCUGUCAAUAACAGGAACUGUCACAGACUGGUCAUGAGGGAAUUAUAGGUGUACGCCUGUCAAUAACAGGAACUGUCACAGACCGGCCAUCAGGGAAUUAUAGGUGUACACCUUGGAAUAACAGGAACUGUCACAGACUGGCCAUGAGGGGAUUAUAGGUGUACACCUGUGAAUGACAGGAACUGUCACAGACUGGCCAUGAGGGGAUUAUAGGUGUACGCCUGUGAAUAACAUGAACUGUCCCAGACUGGCCAUCAGGGGAUUAUAGGUGUACACCUUGGAAUAACAGGAACUGUAACAGACAGGUCUUCUGAGGAUUAUAGGUGUACACCUUGGAAUAACAGGAAUCUUUUGAACAAAGCUAAAAUUACUUGUUAUCACUUUCACAUUUACUCACUUUUUUAUUUUCAUUUUAAAUUCAAUAUAGAUGUAAUAAAGAUAUUGGACUUGGACAGAGGCAAAGGAUAUCUGAUUUUGUAGGAUCUUGUAUUUGAUGGAGUUUGUGCAUUAAUGAAACAGAUGACCAGAGUUUGUGCAAAAAUAUAGUCAAAUUGGGUGAAAGUUCAAAUUUGUGUUAAUCUUAACCUUAGGAAAAGUUGUUCUCACACAUGUAUUAUGUCAUGGCCAUGGCUGAUGCUUCUUUCACUUCAAAACACUUUGUGGGAAAACUCUUUGACUUGUCCUUGUUUUGACUUGACAGCUUUGAUUUGAAAUGACACAUCUUUUAAGAGAACUUAAACAAACUAUGACAAGUCCUUAGUCUAUUUCAUUCAUCAUUUCUCUCAGUGCAUUUCAAUAAAAGAGGUUAAAGUGUUUGCUCGUCACACCAAAAACCCACAUUCAAUUCCCAACAUGGGUACAAUGUGUGAAGCCCAUUUCUGGUGUCCCCCGUCAUGAUAUUGCUGGAAUAUUGCUAAAUGCGGCAUAAAAUCAAACUCACUCACUCAAUAAAAUAAAAUUCCAGCCAAAGUAUUUCUGUUUAAACUCAAGAUACUGACUUCAAACCAUGACUGAACUAAAGUUUAGUUGACGGGGGUGACCGGUGUGUGUCACAUACUCUGACAGAUGUUCACAUUAUCUACCACUGGUUUGUUUUGGCCAGGAUGCAGCACUAAUAUUGCUGAUUUCACCCACUCACACAACUCAAAACAGUUCAAGUCAAAUGUUUAGCCAUUUACUUAAUUUCAUCCUUACAGAUGUGGCAAGGCAGAUUGCAUGUUCUUAUUUUCUGGAAAAAGCACACACAGCAAGAUUUAUUCAAGGUAUUAUGUUUAUUUGGAACCUGAAUGUGAUAUGGGAUGUUGAACAAUGAAGUCAUGGCGCAUCUUAUCCAAUCAUAGGCGGUGAUGCAACUGUUCCAUCGUCUUUCACGUAGAUGCGCACACGGUCAAAGCGCAGGUCGCGUGUCACCAUGGAAUCCUCAGGUAAAACAAUGACCUGUGAUUACAAGAAAACAUAGAAAUAAUUGCCCAAACUGGAGUCAUAGUCCCACAUUUAUCAAUCAUCAGAUUAGUAAUUUGAUAUGUUUUAAAAACUCCCGCAUCUAUUUUAUUUGUGUUAUUUAUUCACCCACCCACCCACUUAACAUUUAGAGGAAAUAAAAAAUACUUAAAUUAGAAA
This is a messenger RNA of Haliotis rufescens (red abalone), 5226 nucleotides long. RefSeq lists its product as uncharacterized. The transcript has 18 exons. The record is from RefSeq and is a predicted model, not a curated record. NCBI's taxonomy places the organism in Eukaryota, Metazoa, Mollusca, Gastropoda, Lepetellida, Haliotidae. The coding region runs from base 208 to 3558 and encodes 1116 amino acids.